Messenger RNA from Mastomys coucha (southern multimammate mouse), 2885 nucleotides. It is a transcript of the gene Boll, whose product is annotated as boule homolog, RNA binding protein. The transcript has 11 exons. NCBI's taxonomy places the organism in Eukaryota, Metazoa, Chordata, Mammalia, Rodentia, Muridae. Gene Ontology annotation, molecular function: RNA binding; protein binding. Bases 397 to 1284 code for a protein of 295 amino acids. The record is from RefSeq and is a predicted model, not a curated record.
CUUCGGAAGUCCCCCAGACGCCACGCAUCACUGCAGUAGGACCCUAGAGGUCGGGUCUCCGGGGCAGGGACCGCUCGCCGCUCUUCGAUUCCGCCGCGCGUCCGCCUCCGCUCGCAGUGUGUGCCGUCCGUCUGUCCUGCCGCCGCCCCGGCGUCCCAGGGACUUGCGCACAGCGCCGCCGCCUCCGCCACUGCCCGCCUCCCCCGCCCCCCAGGGCAGCGCGCCGGGGCUCCGAGACUGCGCCGCUGCAGCCGCUGCAGCCGCCGCCGCCGCCUCCGCCAGGGGGAGCGAGUCCCCGACGGGAGACGCGCCGGCCGGCUAGCUUCCUGCGAACGCGCCUUCCAACUUGAGCUUCCCGCGCCUCCAGGCCCCGGUUCUGAAGCGUGGAGAAGAAAGAUGGAGACCGAGUCCCGGGCGCAAACAACAAAUCAGACGCAAACAGAUUCAUUAUCUCCAUCCCCUAAUCCUGUGUCACCUGUGCCUUUGAAUAACCCAACAAGUGGCCCAAGAUACGGAACUGUGAUCCCUAACCGCAUCUUUGUAGGAGGGAUUGAUUUUAAGACAAAUGAAAAUGAUUUAAGAAAAUUUUUCUCCCAAUAUGGGUCUGUAAAAGAAGUGAAGAUUGUUAAUGACAGAGCUGGAGUGUCCAAAGGGUAUGGUUUCAUCACUUUUGAAACUCAAGAAGAUGCACAAAAAAUCUUACAAGAGGCUGAAAAACUUAAUUAUAAGGAUAAGAAACUCAACAUUGGUCCAGCAAUAAGAAAACAACAAGUAGGGAUUCCUCGUUCUAGUAUAAUGCCAGCUGCUGGAACAAUGUAUCUAACCACUUCAACUGGAUACCCUUACACUUAUCAUAAUGGUGUUGCUUAUUUUCAUACUCCAGAAGUAACUUCUGUCCCGCCAUCUUGGCCUUCACGUUCUAUAUCUAGUUCUCCUGUGAUGGUGGCUCAGCCAGUUUAUCAACAGCCUGCAUAUCACUACCAGGCCCCAGCACAGUGCUUACCAGGACAGUGGCAGUGGGGGGUUCCCCAGUCCCCUGCUUCUUCUGCUCCAUUCCUAUAUCUGCAACCUUCUGAGGUUAUUUAUCAACCAGUAGAAAUUGCACAAGAUGGUGGCUGUGUUCCUCCUCCACUGUCUCUGAUGGAAGCUUCAGUUCCAGAGCCUUAUUCUGAGCAUGGAGUUCAAGCAGCAUAUCACCAGGUUUAUGCUUCAAGUGCCAUUGCUAUGCCUGCACCUGUGAUGCAGCCAGAGCCAAUUAAAACAGUGUGGAGCAUUCAUUAUUAAGACAAUUGGGCAGCUCUAGUCCAGCUCAACUGAUUUCUUGUCCAUUGAUCCUUGUGUGACCAAGAUCCAGCUUCAAGGAACCGGCUAGAAGCUGCCCGUUGUGAAACUUAGGGUUAGUUAAUACCUCACCCCAUUUAUUUACUCCAUAAUAAGCUGUCUAAAUUUGACAUUUGCUUUUACUGCUGUUUUACAAAUUUUAAUUAGGUAGAUGUGGCAUUUGGCUUUAUAUGUGUUAGUUUAAUUGCAGUAAGACUUCCUAGAUGUUUUAUCCAUUCCAUAAAUAAUAACUAUAUCAGGAAUAGUGAGGUGUCUUUCAUUUUCUCUACUUGGUGUUACUUCUUUUAAUCUCAGAGUUUUAGACAUUUUGUUUUCUAUCUUUGAUAUUUAAACAUUUUGGAUAAGAGUCAUGUCUAAUAGAAUUUUAAUUCUUCCAUAACUUAUAGAAUGUACUAGCCUUAAUGGUUUCAUUUUGUCAAUUUGCUUUGUUGUAUUAUCACUUACUAUGCUUUGUUGAAUUUUUUUUUGUUACUGCUACUCAUUUAGUGUUGUUUCUGCAUGGUUUUCUGAAUUUAAAUAGUAUUUAAUACUUUGUGAUAACAUCUUCCAAAUAUUAGAAAUACUACCAACAUGAUCAAUAUUCUUGCUUUUUCAGCUUAUUAAUUAAACUAUAUGAAUUUUUUCUAAUGUUUCAGAUAAAAGCAUAACCUUGUACAUCAUCUAUUUGAUAUCAAAGUUUAUAUAAUGUUGAUCCACCUCAUAGAAUUUUUAUAAAAGAGGGGCUCACUUCUGACAUUAUCAUAUACUUUUCCAGUGUAUUAGUUCUCUUAGAAUGCUCACUUCCUUUUCUCACUUUUACCAAUCUAUACAAUUACAUAUGAUUAAUUUAGUAAGACAAUUAUUUUCAUUAAAUGCAAAAUUAUUUCUUAUACCAAAGGAAAACUGUAGAUUCUAGUUCCAGGGCCAACUCACAUUAUAAACUUAGAAAAUGGUAGAAGAGAUUAAUUGUUCAAAAGAUGGAGGACAAGUCAUAUGUUUCUAAUCAGGAAAAUCUCUGUAGUAGGACAAGAAAUAGCUCUUUUUAUAUUUAUUAGAAGUUCUUUCACUGGCGUAUUAACUUUAGAACAGAAGGAGAAAAGUCUAAUUAUCAACAUUACCCUAAUGAUUGUCCCUCUCCUCACCUGUCCAAGCCCCUCAUGCAUUCCAUGCUCAGCAGCAGCAGUAAAAACAGGACCAGACCCCAGACUUUUUCCCAUGAGUCAAAUAGGCUUUUUUCUUCUGAAACCACAAUAAGUAUGUUUGUCAGUCAGAUGGUUUCCUGAGAAUGAUAGGACCCAUGUCUAUAUACUGGCAUACGAAUAUCUCACGCACUAAUUAUUCUCAGUUUUAAAAAAUGUAAUAGACUAGUAAGUCCCAUAAUGAAAUGUCAAAAAAAGAUUUUGUUCUGUAAUUUAGAAAAAUUAUUAACCAGUGAUGUUAGAAAUCUUUUAUAAUAGCACUAUCCUUGAGAACAAAAAAGGUUACUGUUUGGUUUUUAAGGUGUUAAACAUGAUGCUAAACAAAUCCUGGACUGUUAAUAAAAAUUAAUGAUGUAUUAUAUUGAA